This is a messenger RNA of Mytilus trossulus (common blue mussel), 5614 nucleotides long. Its product is annotated as ankyrin repeat and KH domain-containing protein 1-like. The transcript has 9 exons. Gene Ontology annotation, molecular function: protein binding. NCBI's taxonomy places the organism in Eukaryota, Metazoa, Mollusca, Bivalvia, Mytilida, Mytilidae. The record is from RefSeq and is a predicted model, not a curated record. Bases 134 to 5224 code for a protein of 1696 amino acids.
GAAAUAUACUAUUGCUGGGGCAUUCAAAGGACAAGAAUGUUCACCGGGACGAUUUCAGCCUAUAUGGUUCUGGUCUAAUAAAGACACUGAUUGUAUACUUUUAAAGAAUAACUGUAAUGAACUUGGCCAAAUCAUGCACGACAACAAAUCCACAGAAAAUGACUCUCUUUGUCGAUGUGAUUACUCCAAAGGAUUUUCCUUUGUAUCUGAGCCACGAAAUAGAUGUUUCUGUAAUACAUCAGAGGAAGAUUGCUCUUGUUAUAAAAGAUCAUGUCCAAAGAACAGUAAAUUAUCUGUAGACUACGAAUGUAUAUCAAUACAUGUAUCAGAUGUGAAUUAUAGCUGCCAACAAUCAUAUAAUGGCGAAAAAAGUGUUUCCGACAUUGAACUGCCUUUUGUUCAGAAAGUUUAUCAACAGAAUGAAUCGUGGUCCAGAUCAGGUAGAACAGUUAUAAGUUACGUUUCCAUAUCAGGUUGUAACAUAAAUGAAGCAAUCUUACAGAUUUGUAAAGGAUAUCCAAUCAAUGAUCCUGACCAUAGUGAUGUUAAAGCACUUUUCAUGAAAGCUUGCGAGAAAGGGAACAUAUCAAAAGUAAAAUACCUUAUUAAGGAGGGUUAUGACAUUAACAUUACUGAUGAUGAGGGGCGAACCCCGUUGCACUGGUCUUGCUUACGCGUUAACAUUGACAUGAUAAACUUUCUAAUGGAAACAACAUGUGAUAUAAAUACACCUGACAAACUCGGACUGACGCCUCUUAUGUUAGCUUGUAGCCGUGGACACAUCCCUUCCAUUACACGUCUUAUUGAAAAGGGAGCCGACAUUAACAUCGGGGAUAACGAAGGAAAGACGCCACUGUAUGAGGCUUGUCGAAAAAAUAGAGUUGACAUUGUAAACUUACUGCUAGAAUUAGCAUGUGAUAUUAACACCAAUGACAAUAGUGGAAUGACACCUUUAAUGCAAGCUUGUGCUGACAAUUAUCUGACCAUAGUAGAAAUUCUAAUCACAAAAGGUGCUGAAAUGAAUACUGCCGAUAAUAAUGGCAAUACGGCAUUCCUUUUAUCCUGUACUUAUAAAUUCCUUGAUAUAGUACACUUAUUGAUUGAUAAAGGAUAUGAUAUCAAUAUGAUUGACCAUAAUAAGGUAAAAAGACUUUUUAUGGACGCUUGUGCUGCAGAUCAUCAUCCAUUAGUAAAGUGUCUUAUCGAUAAGGACUUCGACAUUAACAGCACAGAUGAGAAAGGACAAACUCCACUACAUAUUGCUUGUUUCAAAGGCCACAUUGAAAUAGUAGAAAUACUGACAGUUGAUAUAAUAAACGUUCUGAUAGAUAAAAAAUGUGAUAUAAAUAAAACUGACAAAUAUGGACGCACACCGCUUAUGCGGGCAUGUAGAAAAGGACAUAUCUCUACAGUAUCACACCUUUUAGAAAAGGGUGCACACAUAAACUGCAAGGACGAAGAAGGAAAAACGCCACUGUUUCAUUCAUGCUUUCGAAAUAACAUUAACACUGUAAAUUUUCUGCUUAAAAACGCAUGUGAUUUUCAAAUCCCUGACAAAAAUGGGAUGACUCCUCUUAUGAAAGCUUGUGCUGAAGGAAGUCUGUCCAUAGUAAAAUGUCUGAUUGCAAAAGGCGCUGAUAUUGAUGUUAAAGAUAACGAAGAAAAUACAGCAUUCCUUUUUUCCUGUAUACAUGAAAACCUUGAUAUAGUAAACUUCCUGAUAGAUGAAGGAUGUGACAUCACAAGAAUAGACCUUCAAAUUGCAAACAGACUUUUUAGAAGUUCUUGUGCUGCAGAUCAUCUGCCAUUAAUAAGAAGUCUAAUUGAUAAGGUCUCCGACAUUAACAGCACAAAUGAGGAAGGACAAACUCCACUAUAUAAUGCUUGUUUCAAAGGCCGCAUUGAGAUAGUAGAAAUACUAACAGAUAAAAAAUGCGAUCUAAAUAAGACUGAAAAUACCGGACAAACAGCACUAGUGGUUGCUUGUAGUAAAGGACAUUUCUCUAUUGUUCAGUUACUUGUAAAUGAAGGGGCAGAUAUUAAUAUUACUGAUAAUGAAGAGAAAUCACCAUUGCAUUGGUCUUGCGUGCUUGGAAGCAUUGAUAUAAUAAACGUUCUGAUAGAUAAAAAAUGUGAUAUAAAUAAAACUAACAAAAAUGGGUGUACACCUCUUAUGUUGGCAUGCGAACAAGGUCAUAUCUAUACAGUUAAACGUCUUAUCGAAUCGGGUGCCGUCAUAAACCAAACCGAUACAAAUGGGAAAACGCCAUUGUAUGUGGCAUCUAAUGGAAACAACAUUCACAUAGUAAACUUACUGUUAAAAAAUGGAUGUGAUAUUGAUAUUCCUGACAAUAAGGGAACAACACCUCUGAUGGCGGCUUGUUUUAGAGGACAUCUGUCUAUAGUAAAACGUCUCCAUCGUAAUGAGAACACUAGCAUAACCGAUAAUGAAGGACUAACGCCAUUGUUCUUGUCAUGUUGUGGUGAUCAUAUAGCCAUAAUAAACUUCUUGAUACUUAAAGGAUUCGAUAUCAAUAAACUUAACAAUAAGGGGCAGUCACCUCUUAUGGAAGUUUGUUGUCAAGGCUAUUUUUCUACUGCAAAACUGCUGAUUAAGAGGGGUGCUGAUAUUAACAUUGCCGAUAAUGAUGGUCGAACGGUAUUCAAUUGGUCCUGUGCCGGUGGAAGCAUCGAGAUAGUCAAAUUACUAAUCAAUAAAGGAUGUGACUUUAAUAUACUUGACAAUUUUGAUAGAACACCGCUUUUCAUAGCAUGUAUUUCUAAACAUGGCUCUAUAGUUAAACUUCUUACAAAAAAAGGAGCCUAUUUCAAUAACAGUGACAGUGAGGGUAAAACGCCGUUAUGUAGUUAUAACAUUGAAAUAGAAAAAUUUCUCAUGGAUAACAAAUGUUUAGACGGAACCGACAUCCAGGUGGAAUAUUUUGAUUUGGGGGGAGGGACUCUUCGCCCCGGUAAUAAAUGUGUUCAAAAGCAACAAUAUAUGCAUAUUAUUGAAGAAUAUAUGCCACAUUCGGUUUUUCUUCAGGUUGGAGGCAACGAUUUGUCGUCUGAAAAUGAGCCCAUGAAAUUAGCAAGAGAUAUCAGUGUUUUUGCCGAUUACAUAAUAAAUUGCUAUCAUGUUAACCACGUGGUUAUUGGUCAACUUCUCCCGAGCAAAAUGCCAAAGCAGAAGAGCCGAACAAGAAGAAAGGCUGCUCCACAAAAUCUUGAAGAUGUUCAAAAUUUAGUGGAGGAACAAAGUGAGAUACCACCACUAUACAGGCCACCAGUGCGGAGACGCAAUACAAGACGAGGAGUUCCUGAAACAAUUACCGAACAGCCGUCUGUUCCAACAGCAAAUUACAUUGCUGAUGCGUUAUUCCGAAAGUUUAAAAGUUCCGGCGUGCAACUGAUAAAAGACAAUACAGUAGUUCCAAUUAAUGACUUAACUGGUAUGUUGUCGUCAUCAUCCACACAACCAGAAAAUUCAACAAAUAAUGACUCUCAGGGACAAAUGUUAGCUGUCUUCCAACCGCCAUUGUCUUCAGAUCCUAAUAUUAACACGUCUUCUGAUGGUGAGCUGUUAAACUCUAACUCGUAUGACGAGAAUCCUUAUGCUUGUGACAUGUUGAGACAUUCAAUACCUUUAGACUAUCAUGUCAGCAGUAAGGUUAAAUCUGAUGUUUGGUGUAUUAAUUAUGUAAAUUUUGCUUUAUUAUUACCUUCUAACAUUGAUGAUACAUGUAAUGAAUCAACAUUAUUUGAGAAUUUGAAUAUAACAAUUUCAAAUAGGAAGUCUAACAAAGAGCUUUUGUCCAUUCACCAAUGGACAAAUGCUUUUGACAUAUUUAUGUCUAUAUAUCUUGAAAAGAAUUUGAGGUCGGCUAGAGCAUUGAUUAAAUAUGGUUUUAAUGUACGGUCAUUAUGCAAGUCCUUGGGUUUCCAAGCCGCUAAAGUAUAUGAUGAGAAAUUUAGAAAGAUAAGAAAAAUUUUAGGGUUACAAUGGGAUCAAAUCAAUGAUGAACUUUGGCGAUCUGCUGCUUUAUAUGAAAGACAAUCUGAUUUUUCAGGUCAAAAUAAGAAGUUGUAUGCUAAAACCUCAAACUCAGACCCAAAUUCUUUUCAAAGGAGGGCCCAGCAUCAGUAUCAAUUCCCAAAUGGCUAUUGCUGGGCCUUCUGUAAAUCAGGGGAAUGCACAUCAAAGUUUUGUAAACUCAAAAACCAAUGUGUACACUGCAGCAAGAAACACUGUACCCUUACAUGUCCAGAGCAAAAAGGAAAACAGGCAAACUUUGUCAAAACUUCCAACACCAAUAAAGGAUUGGAGAUUGCAGUUAAAACUGAGUCUGAAAUCUAUAGAGUAAUUCAAAGGGAAGAUAUAAAGUUUGAAAGAGUAAAUGGUCAUGUGAGCAAUAUGACAAUUACUAUGAAGUUCUACAAACAUAGUAAUCUACAGAAUAAGACAUUAUCAAUAGCUAGACGUCCUGAAAAUUAUCUAUGUCCUGAUAAAGCUAUUGAGGAAUAUCUAAGGCUUGAUGUUAAACAUCUGAUUGAAAUGGAUGGUGAUAUCACCAAAACAGCUGAUAAAGAAGGACGAACGCCGUUGUAUUUGUCAUGUUUUAGUGGUAACAUGGACAUAGUAAACUUACUAAUAGUUAACGGGUGCGAUGUUACUCAAGCUAACAAUAACGACAAGACACAUCUAAUGGCAGUAUGUGACCAAGGACAUCCCUCUACUGCAACAUUUCUAAUUGAGAAAGGUGCUCAUAUAAACAUUGCCGGUCAUAAAGGUCGAACGCCAUUCUACUGGUCUUGUACUGGCGGUAAUACAGACAUGGCAAACUUACUGAUAGACAAUGGAUGUGAUUUCAAUCAAUGUGACAAAAAAGGAACAACAUCUUUCAUGGAGGCUUGUGCUCAAGGACACCUGUCAAUAGUGGAAAGUCUUAUAAAAAAGGAUAUUAACAUUUACAUUACCAAUAAAGCCGGACAAACAUCAUUUCAUUUUGCGUGUUUCUUUGGUAAAAUUGAUAUAGUUAAAAAAUUAAUUGAUAAGCAAUGUAAUACAUACAUGAUCGAUAAAGCGGACAUUUAUGGUAACACAGCUCUUAUAGGUGCAUGUAGUAAAGGACAUUUCUCUACAGCAAAACUUCUUAUUGAGAAUGGUACUGACAUAUUUCUUAGCGAUAAUAAUGGAAAAACGCCUUACAUUGGUCAUGUGUAGCUAAACACAUUGAGAUAGUACAUUUAUUGUAAGGGAAUGGAUGUGAUAAACAUUAUCAUAAUCAGGAGGGUCACCUAUCAAUAGUCAAACUCUUAAUCGAAAGUGAAGUUGAUUUUCAAAGGCGAAAUGAUAGGUGUCAAAAUGCUCUUAUAAUAGCUUCAGAUAACAAACGUGAUGAAAUAGUAAAAUUUCUUAAAUCCAAUUCUGUUUUUUUGAAUGUUUGAUAUAACAACUAUUAACAUAUUAAUGUUAUAGAAACAUAUUGCGUCAUUUCCCUACAUGAUGACAAUUUUUUUCACUUUUUAUAUCUCAAUAAAAAAUGUAGAUAGAAUUUCGUGGUUGAUAAAUAAUCUUGUCAUAGUCUAUAGAAUGAAAGGUAAAUUCUAAAAA